Molecule: messenger RNA, 1322 nt
Organism: Chrysoperla carnea
Lineage: Eukaryota; Metazoa; Arthropoda; Insecta; Neuroptera; Chrysopidae
Product: cyclin-dependent kinase-like 4
Exons: 5
Coding region: 80-1291 (403 amino acids)
Biological process (GO): protein phosphorylation
Cellular component (GO): nucleus
Molecular function (GO): cyclin-dependent protein serine/threonine kinase activity; ATP binding
Source: RefSeq, a predicted model, not a curated record
AGAGUAUCAACAAAAAACAAACAGCCAAAUGUUUUUAUUCUUGAAAGUAAUAUCAUUCGUCUAAUGGAGAAAUGGCUAAAUGAUAGAAAGCUUUGGCUAUUUGGUAAUCAUCUACCAUUAUUAUCCAGAAAGUAUGUUCUAUCGAAAUUUGAUAGCACGUUUUCAAAAAUCCAAUAAUAUUAGUGAGAACAAUCAUACUUCUAGCAGACCAGUGCGAGCACAAUCUCGUAGUAUGGAACGUUAUGAGAAAAUUUGUAAACUUGGCGAGGGCAGUUAUGGUAUUGUGUUUAAGUGUCGUAAUCGUGAUAAUGGUGAAAUUGUUGCGAUAAAAAAGUUUGCUGAAAGUGAAGAUGAUCCACUGAUUAGAAAAAUAGCGUUACGUGAAAUUAGAGUGUUAAAAAAUUUAAAACAUCCAAAUCUUGUAAAUUUAAUAGAAGUAUUUCGACGUAAACGCCGUUUACAUUUGGUAUUUGAAUUUUGUGAACGCACUGUUUUAAAUGAAAUGGAAAAAUAUCCAACUGGUUGUCCUGAUUUAGUUUGUAAACAAAUAUUAUGGCAAACAUUACAGGCUGUAUCUUAUUGCCAUAAACAUAAUUGUAUACAUCGAGAUAUUAAACCAGAAAAUAUUUUAUUAACUCAUAACGGUGUAGUCAAAUUAUGUGAUUUUGGUUUUGCACGAAUGUUAAGUCCUGGAGAAAAUUAUACAGAUUAUGUAGCCACACGUUGGUAUAGAGCACCAGAAUUAUUAGUUGGUGAUACACAAUAUGGACCACAAGUAGAUAUAUGGGCUAUUGGGUGCCUAACUGCAGAAUUAAUCAGAGGAGAGGCUUUAUGGCCGGGAAAAUCGGAUGCAGAUCAAUUAUAUUUAAUACGUUGUACAGUUGGUGAUUUUUUACCAAGCCAUAUGAAUAUCUUUCGUGCUAAUGAGUUUUUUAAAGGUAUUAUAUUACCCGUGCCACAACCAGAAGAAAUGAUUACACUGGAGGAAAAAGUUCCGAAUGUUGAGUAUACUGCAAUUGAUUUUUUGAAAAAAUGUUUAGAUAAGGAUCCAGAAAAACGAUGGAGUUGUGAUCAGCUACUAGUUCAUCGAUAUUUUGACAAUUUUCAUUAUAAGUUCCCAGACACACAAGAAGAAAAUAGUGAAAAAACUAAAUAUUUAGGAAAUCAAUCAAGGACAUCAAAUAAUAGUAAUACUAUGAGUUUACCACAACUGAAGAAGAAAAGUAUUGAUAUGAAAUCUCCAAGUGAAAAUAUAAGUAUGCAUAAGUUAGAGCACUUACCAGCUAUAUAAUAGAAUAAUUGUUUAAUAAAUUUUGUGAUUU